This is a messenger RNA of Gilbertella persicaria, 2604 nucleotides long. Its product is annotated as P-loop containing nucleoside triphosphate hydrolase protein. The transcript has 9 exons. The coding region runs from base 21 to 2555 and encodes 844 amino acids. Gene Ontology annotation, biological process: microtubule-based movement. Lineage: Eukaryota; Fungi; Mucoromycota; Mucoromycetes; Mucorales; Choanephoraceae. The record is from RefSeq and is a predicted model, not a curated record. Gene Ontology annotation, molecular function: microtubule binding; ATP binding; microtubule motor activity.
CUCAUUUUCUUACGUUUAAGAUGUCCAUCCUUCUUUUAGAGACUUUGAGGAAAGCUGAACUAGAACAGUAUUAUUCCAGCUUCUCCUCAAAUGGAAUCACACAGCUAGAGACACUUGCACAAUUGUCUAUGCAAGACUAUAGUAGUUUAGGCAUAACUUCUAUUCCUGAUAGAAAGAAACUCUUCCAGCUUGUUCAGAGCCUACGACAAGAAAUCCCAACUUUAGAAAAUGGCCUCGUUUCAUCCCCAACAAAAUACCGCUUAAAUAAAUCACCUCCAAGCUCCAGCAAUGCGUCUAUCAGUUCCUCGCCUGGAAUAUUCCCUGAUCUGUCAGGCCUGAGUGUUGCUAAUUUGGCAAGAAGAUCAAGCGGCCAAACCGCUAACAUGCCUCCUGCCCUACCUCAGAUACCAACUCGUUCACGAUCACGUACUCUGCCUACAUCUGACAAUCCCAAUCAUCUCUCACCUUAUCAUCAGAACAGUUUACGACCUGAAUUACUAAAGACAAGUAAUAGCAGUAAUAACUUGUUUCUUAAUGAAGAUAAUUCUAUGCUGUCUGAUGGUGAAGAUUCCGAUAGCUCUCAGAAAUGUGAAAUCAGAAGAGGUUCGGGCCCGCUUUUGGAUCCCUACGGUGUUCCGAUUCAAAACAAGAUACGCUAUAACAGUAUGCGUCACCAAUCCAACACAGCGUCCCCCUCUUCUAAUAGUUCACCUUCGCAGCAGUUUCAACAAGCUAUUGGACAGAGUGAUUUAAAUCAAAAGAUCCGUGUUUGUGUCAGAAAGAGACCAUUGAGUAAAAAGGAAGUAGAGAGAGGAGAAAAGGACAUUACACCUACAGCAGGUGUUCGAAGCAUCAAUGUCAAUGAACCAAAAAUGAAGUUGGAUUUGACAAAAUAUAUUGAACAACACAGCUUUACUUUUGAUGAUGUCUUUGAUACUGACGAAUCCAAUGAAAAGAUUUAUCAAAGAACAGCUCAACCAUUAGUCAAAUAUGUAUUUGAAGGAGGAAAAGCAACUUGUUUUGCAUAUGGUCAAACGGGUUCAGGAAAAACAUAUACCAUGUUGGAUCCAAAAUUAGGUUUAUAUGUUCUUGCUGCACGUGACGUAUUUUCCUUGAUCCGACAACCUCAAUACGAACACUUAAGUGCCUGGAUUGGGUUUUAUGAAAUUUAUCAGGGGCAACUGUACGACUUGCUCAACAACCGUAAAAAGCUAUUUGCUCGAGAAGAUGGCAAGCAAAAUGUGGUGAUUGUAGGCCUAAAAGAGUUUGUUAUCAAAAAUGUAGAGGAUUUGAUGCAAGUGUUUGAAUAUGGUAGUCAGUCGCGUAGUACAGGUAGUACAGGCGCCAACUCGGAUUCAUCCCGAUCCCAUGCUGUCCUUCAAAUCUUAUUGCGUCCAACUAAAAACCGCAAAAAGAUUAUUGGCAAAUUGAGUUUUAUUGACUUGGCUGGUAGUGAGCGUGGUGCUGACCGUGGUGAGACGGAUAUCAAGACAAGGAUGGAAGGUGCUGAAAUCAACAAGAGUUUGUUGGCCUUAAAGGAAUGUAUCCGUGCUUUGGAUCAAGAUAAGAGACAUACGCCAUUCCGUCAGAGUAAACUGACUCAAGUCCUAAAGGACUCCUUUGUUGGCAAUUCAAGGACUUGCAUGAUUGCUACUGUAUCCCCUAAUCAAAGCAACAGUGAACAUACACUAAACACAUUACGUUAUGCUGACAGAGUUAAGGAACUUAAGGGAGAACGGGACAGAAGAGUGCUCAGUAGUAGCACAGAUAAUAGUAACAAUACCAUAAACAAUACCAUGAACAAUAACAACAAUAGUAACAGUAUGGAUGAAAGUAACUUGGUGCAUCAACGCCAGUUGUCUUCCUCUGAAGAAUACCCUAAUGAAGACGAAUACCCUAACGACUAUGGAGAGUCAGACGAUGCUGAACUGUAUAAUGACGUUGAAGAUGAUGACUUCCUUUUACACGAUGAAGAUUUCCCCACUGAUGGUGAUGUCAACAUCUUGGAUAAAGAUUUCCUUCAUGAAAACAACAAUCGUGAAAGUCAAGACCAGCUCACAAUGCAACAGCAAAGAAGAAGCUAUGAACCUCCGCCUGUUUCUUCUCGAAUGAUACCUUCUUCUGAUAAUAACAAGUUUAAACAUCCACUUGAUAUGGCAACUAUCUCUUCUUCCCCAGAUUAUGUGUAUGAACAGAAAAUACCUAAACAAGACGAACCUACACCUGUAGAACCUUCUCCUCCUCAAUUGGAAGAGUGUCUGUUUUUCGACCCAAACACAAUUGAAUCCUUUAUCAAAUUUCAUCGUGCUCAAAUAAGAGAAGUAACCGAGUAUUCAAAGAAGGAAACAAAGUUAUUGGCCAACUUCUCUUUGGGUCUAUCUAGCAGACGCAAUGAUGAUGAACAACAACCUCCUUCAAUAAGAGAAGAGCUCAAGACGUCAAGUGAGUUUAUAGGCUAUUUGGACAACUUGGACGAAGUGUUGGAGAUGAAGACUGCAGCUAUUGAAGCACUAAGAGAUCGUAUACGUCAUGUUUUGGGUGAAGAAGAGCUUUAGUCUCUUUAUUUAUGUUACGGUAUAUAAAUAAAUAGCAAUUACACCAAAA